AUGUCUCCCUUGGCGUCUUUCUUUGGUUGCUUCGUUCCAAAAUCCAGGGCAAAGAUUAGCUCAACCAAUGAUAGUAACUCGAAAGUCUUGUCGUUGGAGAAACCAAAAAGCAAAUCAAAAUCUCCGAGAGCUCCAGUCAUCGUGUCUUAUUUUCCCGCAGGUUCGAAUCUUUCGCGUUUGUAAGAGAAGAUAUAAGAUCAAGUGUGGGACGGGUGUUGACUUUUUCUUUUGAUGUUGACAUAUGUAAAUGUAAAGACUUUAUGCGUUUAUUUCAUUAUAUGUAAAUUGUACUGGA
Messenger RNA from Brassica oleracea var. oleracea, 295 nucleotides. RefSeq lists its product as uncharacterized. The transcript has a single exon. NCBI's taxonomy places the organism in Eukaryota, Viridiplantae, Streptophyta, Magnoliopsida, Brassicales, Brassicaceae. Bases 1 to 183 code for a protein of 60 amino acids. The record is from RefSeq and is a predicted model, not a curated record.